AGUAGUCGUUUAACUUUCUCUGCUGCUGUCUGGGGGAAUGUGCUGAAGGUUUCUAGGCCUCCCCUCCCCCUCCAGGUGUUAUCUCACCUGAGUGUGUGUUGCUCAGACACACCCAGAGACUCAGCACCAGCCAAUCGCUGCUCCGAGAAACGCUCACCAAGGAGCUGCACUUCCUGUGCUGGGUGAAGGAAGAAUGGCAGCAGGACAGAGCAGAGGAGAGCCGUGUUGUGUUUUCUAAGCAGGGGAGGGUCCGUCCAGACGACCAGCAGCACCGAGGAGCCCAACAAACCCGGCAGGCUUCAGUCUGGUUUAUGAGAGCAGAGCUGAGCAGCAGCAGAGAGCGAGAGGACGAGGCCGAGGGAAGAAGGAGGGCAGAGAUAAGUGUCAAUCUGUUCAGACUUGUUUGGGAAUUUGAGGAAGGAGGCGAGCCAGAGAGGCAGCGAGAGGCAGAGCUCAGCGUAAACAUUAACUUCUCUUAGACAGAAAAAGGGGGAAAAAGCAGCUCAGAUUUAGUGGAAAAAAACCCUUUCUUCUGUCACUGAGACAAUGUGAACCAGAGCAGGGGCUUUUCUCAGUUGUGCAAUCUCAUGUUUCUGAGCUGAUCUGGACCUGGGGAGCCCACAGAGCACAACUCCCCGGGACUCUACGUUCAGGUUUCUCCAAAUUAUGCUCCAAUGGAGACCAAAAGGCCGAGCUGCAGCCUUCUCGACUCAAACGUUAACAUGUCCGACCACAAGCUCCAGCCGGGCGGAAGAAUCUCCAGAGAUCCCAGUCCGAGGCCGGCGAUGACGGCCCAGUCCGACCGAGAGGAGGUCCGGAGGAGUGAGAGCCAAGCUGUGAAGAUGAGAGACAAAGUGAGAUACAAAGACGUGGAGACAAUGGAGAGACUCUAUGAAAGAGAGAGACGAAGGGAUGGAGAGAGGAGAGAGAGGAGGCCAGAGGAGGACAGAGGAAGGAAUGGAAGACCUCUGUCCAACCAGGAGAAGGAGGCCGAGAGGGACGUCAGGAGAGGCCCGAAGAAAGGCGACACAUUUCCCAGAGUCAAGAAAGACAACAGAAGAAUGACGCCGAGCGACGAAAGAGGGGAGAGGAGGCCGAGGAGAGGAGAUGAGGAGGGCUGGGACAGAACCUGGUACCGAGACGAAGUCCGACCCAGAGACAGAAACCAGGAAUCAGACCUCCGAGGUCAGGACUGGAGACGAGAUGUGGAGGUCAGAGCGAGGGAGGAAGGUAGAAGAAGAGAGAGAGAGGUCAGGGUGAGUUCUCCUCACAGAAGACGAGACAGAGAGGUUCAUUCGGAUAGAAGAGAGAAGAGGGAAGGACGGAGGGACACGAGGAGCGAAGGGGACAGCGAGGAGAGAGAGAUGAGGAGGGAGACAGCCAAGAGAGAGGAGGUGGUCUACCAGAACAGCAGGAGUGAAGGAGACGACAAGAGAGACAGGGAGAGGGAGGAGGACAGGGCCAGGAGGAGGGCAGACAGGCAGAGGAGGACAGAAAGACAGGAGGACAGGUACGACAGGAAGGAGGACAGGUACGACAGGAAGGAGGACAGGUACGACAGGAAGGAGGACAGGUACGACAGGAAGGAGGACAGGAAGGAGGACAGGAAGGAGGACAGGUACGACAGGAAGGAGGACAGGUACGACAGGAAGGAGGACAGGUACGACAGGAAGGAGGACAGGAAGGAGGACAGGUACGACAGGAAGGAGGACAGAAAGGAGGACAGGUACGACAGGAAGGAGGACAGGUACGACAGGAAGGAGGACAGGUACGACAGGAAGGAGGACAGGAAGGAGGACAGGUACGACAGGAAGGAGGACAGGUACGACAGGAAGGACGACAGGAAGGAGGUCAGGUACGACAGGAAGGAGGUCAGGUACGACAGGAAGGAGGACAGGAAGGAGGACAGGUACGACAGGAAUGACAGGAAAGAGGAGAGGUAUGACAGGAAGGAGGACAGGUACGACAGGAAAGAGGAGAGGUAUGACAGGAAGGAGGAGAGGAAGGAGGACGAUGCAUUCAGGCGUCAGAGGACAGAUCGGGACAGAGUACCUCCCAAACCUCCACCGCGAGCCCAGAGCAGCGGCGAGUGGAGCAGUGACAGCGAGUCCAGAUUCAGGAGAGACCAAGACAGACGAGACUUGGAGAGAAGACACGAAGGGAGAAGUGAGGGAGGCAGAGGGGAGGCGACAGGGGGAGCGUCAGAGCAGAGGAGGAUGUGGUUAGAACCGCAGAGGAAUACCAGAGAACCAUCUGUAGACCGAGAGAGGCACGCGAGGCAGAAAGAGAGCAGGAUGGAGGCCGAGGAGAAGAAAGCAGAGGAGGGCAGAUAUAGGGGAGGACAGGGAGAGACAGAGGGGGUGAGUGUGGACGGAGAGGAGGUGCAGGAGAGACAUCCGUCCAACAGCGAAGGGGAGGAAAGAGAUGGAAGCGACUACUGGGCGCGCUCGGAAGACAGCGAAGGAGGAAGUGAUGCGGACUGGAGGCAGGAAAGGGACAGAAUGCUGUCGGGAGAGGACGGCUUCGUCACCGUGUCCAGCAGCGGAGACCGAGAAGACGAGGAGGACGAGGAGUUCGUGGACUGCCAGGAGUUCUGGGACGUCAGAGAUGACUCACCUGGAGAGGAGGAGGAGACUAAGUAUGGCUUCUGUGUGACUGGACAGACUCUGCCCCGGUCACAAGCCGGUCAGACAGGUGUAGACGAGGCAAGUUUAGAAACUCGUCAUGAUGACCUCAGACGUGGCCAACACCCAAACACCACCCAGGAACCAGAGGAACCCCUCCCCUCUGAGCUUCAGGAGCCCAGAGUCAUCCUGAGGAGCAAACCUGAGCAUCCGUAUGACGAGGUCGGGACGAUUAAACGAGACUCUCAGACCGAAAGACUCCUCAAAGAAUGGAGGCAGAAGAACAAAGACCCGGCAGCCGGAGACGCCGACCAGACCUCUCCUCUCCCCAGGAACCCCUACGCCGACGUCGGCUCCCAGGUGGACUUUGAGAAUAUCCAGCCCAUCCUGGACCAGAUCAAGUCCGGAGCCAUGAGUCCGGAGGAGGUGGAGGCUAUCCGGAUCCGGAUGAGCGGAGCUUGGAGCAUGUCCGAGGAGCCCAAGAGGCACUCCCAGGCACCUCACCUCAAGUGGGCCAAAAACGUGAUCCGAGAGAUCCUGGGACGCUCCGAGGAGACGGGGGUGGACGAACCGAACACACCCAAACAACCUGAACCCGAAGAGGAGGAGGAGGAGGAGGAGGAGGAAGAGGCGGCGCCUGAUGUUCAGCUAACACCGGAGGAGGAUCAGUCGGAGGAGGAGCUGGAGGGGCUGAGAGGUACGAGGUCGAGCAGAGCCGUCAUGCAUGUUGAACAGCAACCAGACAUGCAUGUAAAAACUAACACGCCACUAGAGACGGACAGACAGGGAGGACAGGCAGAGAGGAAAGAUCUAGAGGGAGGAGGCGAGGAGGUGGCAGGGAGCAAACGAAAGGAGGUGGAGAUGUUUCUGAGUGUCAGCGGCACUCUGUACAAACCCAGCAGCUGCCCCAUUCUGAACUAUGAGGAUGAGGAGGAGGUGGAGGAGGCAGGGAAGGCACAGGAAGUGGAGGUGGGAGUCAGACAGGAAGUGGAGGUGGAAGGCAGACAGGAAGUGGAGGUGGAAGGCAGACAGGAAGUGGAAGUGGACAAGGGUAAAGUAGGGACGUUGACGAGCUCCUGCAGCUUUCAGGAUCUGGGUCCUGAAGUUCGGAUCCGAAGGAGAGGAAUCCGUAAGACGACAGAGAGAAGAAAUGGAGAGCUGGUAGAGGUGGAGGAAGAAGAGGAUGAAGGUGUUGGAAGAGACCGCAGAACCAGAAUAUUCUCUGCAACAGAUGACGAAGACGACCGCAGUAAAAGCUGGGGGGAAGUGGAGCUCAAGAAUGUUUUGGACACGAUCGACAAGCGAAGAAGGAACUCAAAGUUUUUCAAUGCUGCCCAGCUCUACCAGCAGUACAGUGAAGCAGCUCAGAACUUUGAGAUCCUCCGUCAGGCCCGUUCAGACAUCCUCUCGCUGUGUGAGGAGAACUCUCCGGCUCCUUCUCCUCCUCCGGCCCGCCGCCCCCUGCCUCCCCUGCCUCCCGUCCCUCACCCCCACUCCCUCAGCCACAGCCCCUCCAUCAGCAGCACCCAGAGCCUGACGCUGCCAGAACCCCCCAGAACCGAGCGCCGGUCCUCCUCCCCCAGACUCUCCAUCUCCCUCAGCGGCCAGUCGGCCUCCCUGUGGAGGGAGCUGCCCGGAGUCAGGAACAGCGUGGAGCUGGAGGAGCUGAGCGAGGACCAGAGGAGGCUGCAGGAGGUGAGGUUUGAGGUGGUGACCUCAGAGGCUUCGUACUGCAGGAGUCUGGACAUCGUGGUGGACCACUUUGUGAAGUCCAAGCAGCUCGGAGCGAAGCUGACCAACCAGGACAGGAACUGGCUCUUCUCCAGACUGGCCGAUGUCCGAGCCAUCAGCCACAGUUUCCUGUCAAAGCUGGAGGAGCGGGUCGAGUCGGACAUCAUGCACUUCACGGUUUGUGACAUCAUCGCUCGCCACUGCCAGCGCUUCAGGAUGGUUUAUGUUCCCUACCUCACCAACCAGUCGUACCAGGACGCCACCUACCAGAGGCUCAUGAACGAGAAUCAGGAGUUCAAGCAGCUGGUGGCCAAACUAGAGAGGAGUCCGGUCUGCCAGAGGCUUCCUCUGCGCUCCUUCCUGGUUCUUCCCUUCCAGAGAAUCACCAGAAUCAAGCUGCUGGUCCAGAACAUCGUGAAGAGGACGACUCCAGGAACAGCAGAAGCCCUGCAGGCCAUCAAAGCCAUGAAGCUCCUGGAGAAGCUGAUCCAGGAGAGCAACGACAGCAUCUCUCAGAUGAAGAGCAUCGAGUCUCUGGUUUCUCUCAGCGCUAAAGUCGACUUCGAGUGCAGAACUCUUCCUCUGGUCAGUCAGUCCCGUCGGCUGGUGAGAGAAGGUCCGGUUACCGAGCUGAUAGAUUUCUCUCUGAAGGACACGGAGCGAGGCGUUUACCUUCAUCUGUUCAACGACUACCUGCUGCUGUCGCUGCAGAAAGAAGGAGGAAGGUUCACCGUCAUCGAUCACUCUCCCGUCUCAGACCUGCGAGCAGAAAACUGCCGAGUCAAGCUUCACUCGCUGCAGAAGAACCUGUUCCGGCUGCACAUGUCGCACAAAGCCCUGCUGCUCCGGACCGACACACAGAGCGAUAAGCUACGCUGGAUAUCGGCGCUCUCCAGGCCUCAUCAGGAAAUAGACUUUUCUGCUGCACAAGAUUUCGAACAGAUGCAGUGUAUCCGAGCCUUCGUUGCCCAGCAACCGGACGAGCUGUCCUUAGAAAAAGCCGACGUUAUUCUGGUGCACCAGCAGAGCAGCGACAACUGGGUCGAGGGAACCCGGCUGUCGGACCGACACCGUGGGUGGAUGCCCAAGUCCCACCUGGAGACCAUCAGCAACUCCAGAGUCCGACAACGAAACCUGUCGGACGCCCUCAAACUCACCACGGCCACAGCUGCUGUCUAGGACCCUGAACGCACCACAAAGGAAACUGUUUUAAACUGCUGGGACCGAGCUUCAGAGACGUUUCUGCUCCCAGUUUGGAUGCUUCUCAGCAGAACUUUGGUUGAUUCACUCGGUGGAACGUCUGCAGAGACACGUGAAAGACUUUAACCCGUCUGCUACCCGCCACAGACAGCGAGGGUCUGUGUUUUAAGAACAAUAUCUUCUAAAGGAAAUUACCUUUUUCCAAGAAAUGCUGUUGUUGGAAAAAGUAUUAUUGUUUGUGUAUAUUGAACAGAAUCCAAUGAUUUUUGAAUCGGAGCCGAUAGUACUUAAAGAUUCAAAGGUUUUACAGAAUACAUUUCAAUAAACUGAUUGAUGGAAUAAAAACACGUGAGCCUUA
This is a messenger RNA of Acanthochromis polyacanthus (spiny chromis), 5913 nucleotides long. It is a transcript of the gene arhgef5, whose product is annotated as Rho guanine nucleotide exchange factor (GEF) 5. The record is from RefSeq and is a predicted model, not a curated record. Gene Ontology annotation, biological process: intracellular signal transduction; activation of GTPase activity. The transcript has 15 exons. Gene Ontology annotation, cellular component: cytoplasm; nucleus. Gene Ontology annotation, molecular function: protein binding; guanyl-nucleotide exchange factor activity. Lineage: Eukaryota; Metazoa; Chordata; Actinopteri; Pomacentridae. The coding region runs from base 675 to 5534 and encodes 1619 amino acids.